Molecule: messenger RNA, 2678 nt
Organism: Megalobrama amblycephala (Wuchang bream)
Lineage: Eukaryota; Metazoa; Chordata; Actinopteri; Cypriniformes; Xenocyprididae
Gene: pdk1
Product: pyruvate dehydrogenase kinase, isozyme 1
Exons: 12
Coding region: 678-1901 (407 amino acids)
Biological process (GO): regulation of glucose metabolic process; protein phosphorylation
Cellular component (GO): mitochondrion
Molecular function (GO): pyruvate dehydrogenase (acetyl-transferring) kinase activity
Source: RefSeq, a predicted model, not a curated record
UCAAUGGAACCUUCUAUCGAGUGUCGCUUCUUCUUAGUGUAUAUUCUUCGAUAUUCCUCACUUCUGCGUGAGUGGUUUGAAAACGUUCCUUUAUUCAGCAUGACAACUUUACGUUGUACUAAUCAGGAACGCCGCAGAGAGUCACGUGUUUCAACGACUCCCGCAAGUCGGAAGUAAAACAGAGUGGACGCUCUACGCUUUAAUGAAACAUCUACGUCAGUGCAGCAUUAACGCGAGUCAACUUGUUUACAGCAACCUGGCAAAACAGAUUGACAAUUAGGAAAACAGGUCAGAGAUUACAGCUCUUUUCAGGGUUUGUUGUGCUCGGAGCUCAGUCGGUGUUGUUUAGCGGCUUGAGGAUAGUGUGCGUGUAAUGUGCUUUAAUGAGGCCCAGUGUGCGCUGAUGCUCCUGCGUAUCAGAUGAGUUCAUACACACAUGCUGCUGAGCGCUUAUCGCUCUUCACACCCGUCAAGCUUUACUCCGGGAUUACCUGCAUGUGUAGGGCCGUGUCACAUAUAUAUAAUGUUUGCAGUGCCAUUACCGGGUAAUACAGAGCUCUAUUUUCCACAGAGAUUUUCCAGACAGACCUGGAUUUACCCGCAUCAUUGAUUUUGAAAAGCCAACAGGACACAUUUUUCUGGAUUUUCUGAAGAACCAAACAGCAAAAGACGCCAAUAUGAGACUCUUCAGGACUUUGAUGAACGCUGCAUCUGUUUCCAAACAAAUCGACUUUUACUCCAGAUUCUCGCCUUCUCCUCUCUCUAUGAAACAGUUCAUAGAUUUUGGUUCAGAGAACGCGUGUGAGAAAACGUCAUUCACGUUUCUAAGACAGGAGCUGCCUGUCAGGCUGGCAAAUAUUUUGAAGGAAAUAGAUUUAUUGCCUGAUAACCUGCUGAGAACUCCUUCAGUGCGGCUGGUGCAGAGCUGGUACAUGCAAAGUUUCCAGGAUAUACUUGAUUUCAAGGACAAGGAUAUUGAUGAUCAAAUGGUCUCACACAACUUCACAGAUGCUGUGAUUAAGAUCAGAAACCGCCACAAUGAUGUAGUGCCCACCAUGGCUCAAGGAGUGGUGGAGUAUAAGGAGACCUACGGCACCGACCCCAUCACCAGCCAGAACAUGCAGUACUUCCUGGACCGCUUCUACAUGAGCAGGAUUUCAAUCAGAAUGCUCCUGAACCAGCACACUCUUCUGUUUGGGGGAAAGGUGCGCGACAAUCCUGCUCAUCCCAAACAGAUCGGCAGCAUCGACCCCAGCUGUCGUGUCACUGAUGUGGUCAAAGAUGCUUAUGAAAAUGCCCGAAACCUGUGUGACCGGUAUUACAUGAACUCACCAGACCUACUACUGGAAGAAUUUAAUGUUAAAGGACCAGAUAAACCCAUUGCUGUGGUGUAUGUGCCGUCUCAUCUGUACCACAUGGUGUUUGAGCUCUUUAAGAAUGCCAUGCGCGCCACCAUGGAACUUUAUGAAGAUGCCAUGGAAUAUCCCCCAGUGCAUGUUCAGAUCGUCCUCGGCCAUGAAGACUUGACCGUUAAGGUCAGUGAUCGUGGAGGCGGAGUCCCAUUGAGGAAGAUUGACAGGUUGUUUACGUACACCUACUCCACUGCGCCUCGUCCUCAGAUGGACACGUCUCGAGCCACUCCUCUGGCUGGCUAUGGUUACGGUCUGCCCAUCUCCAGACUUUACGCCAGAUAUUUCCAGGGUGACCUGAAGCUCUACUCUAUGGAGGGAUUCGGCACAGAUGCCGUCAUUUACAUUAGAGCUUUGUCCACAGAGUCCAUUGAGAGGCUUCCCGUUUACAACAAAUCGGCCUGGAAACAUUAUAAAACCAUCCACGAGGCCGACGACUGGUGUGUUCCCAGCAAAGAACCCAAAGACAUGAGCACCUUCCGCAGCUUCUAGACUCGUCUGACGACAUACACCGACGCACAUGCUUCAGCAGCCCGAAUAGAUCCAAGCGUCUUACCUUCGUCUGUCUGCUCUUGUGUAGAUUCAGAAUAAAGAAAGAGACAAUAUUAUGAGCAUGCUGAAACCCAACAUGUUUCUUGUGUGUUCUAAUGAGAAAGUUUUGCACUGUUGCGGGUGGUACCAGUAUUAUAAGUUAGCACAGGUGUUGCUAGUGCCAUCACAUCCCAGAUAGACGAUACUGCUGUUGCCUGUUCUGGUGUAUUUUAAGUGUGUGUGUUACUUUUGAGUGAGAUACAGUGUUUUCCUGCUCAUAUAUUUGAAUGUCUAAAUCAGUAUAUAUUUAUUUAUCUGUCAUCAUGAGAUGGACCGUAAUGGUGAUCAUUUUUGCUUUAAAAUGUUACAUGCUGUGGUUUGGGAGAUCGAGCUCAUGUACCAGCAUAACUGGGACUUCACAUUCCAUGUACUGUUCCAUGUGUUAUUUUGUUUUCAGAGCCAGUCUAAAGAAAGAUGCUUUUUUUUUUUUUUUUUUUAAGAAGUUGUGAGUGUAGCGUGAAGAGCUUUAAAGUGUUAAAUGCUUCACACCACCAGGAAAUGUUCAGCUUCAGCUAUGUAACUUUUCAGGCUCUUAAGUGACAAAAAAGGAACAAACGCAUGUACGUGUGGAAUCGUGUGCUUCUCUUUAUGGGGUUUUACAAGAGUGUUCAGUAGUUUGAAACUCAUUCUGUUCAAUAAAGUACAAUUCCAGUGACCUCUACUGGAGACGGACUGUAA